CAGCUGCUGCUGAGGGCCAGAGCCUUAGUGAGGAUGCCAACGCAGCAGCAGCAGGAACAACAUCUGCUGCUGCUGCUGCUGCUGCAGCAGCAGCAGCAGCAGCAGGCCAGCUGCAGCAGAGCGACAAAGAAGCCCUUUCUCCCGCAGCAGCAGCAGCAGCUUUUGGCGGCGCCUCCUCAGCAGCAGCAGCAGCAGCAACAGCAACAACAGCAGCAGCAGCAGCAGCAACAGCAGCAGCAGCAGCAGCAGCAGCAAAAUGCCCAGCUGUGGGGCACGUGUCGCUGCUGACGCGAGGGGACGAGUCUGCGCCGGAAGUUGUGGGGCGUUUGACGCAGUCUUUGGAGACAGAAGAAGAAGAAGAAGAAGAAGAAGAAGAAGAAGAAGAAGAAGAGACAGAAGUGGAGUUGCUGCUGCUGGGCCCUGCAGCAAAAAGGAGACAGGAGACAGCAGCAGCAGCAGCAGCAACAGCAGCAGCAGCAGCAACAGCAGCAGCAACAACAGCAGCAGCAGCAGCAACAACAGCAGCAGCAGCAGCAACUGUCUCCUUUUCGGGCAUUUCUUUGCCUCCCUCCAAAGAACCCAUUUUCCUCAGAGCGAGCUGCGUGACCUGCGAGCCCCCUGUCUCCGGUGUCUCCUUGAGCAGCAGCAGCAGCAGCACUUCAGUUGUUGCUGUCAGCAGCAGCAGCUGCAGCAUCAUUUCCGAAGGAGACACUUGCAGCAUUCAAGUGUCUCUCGAGUCCCUGCUGCCGCAGCAGCGGCUGCAGCAGCUGCAGCAGCUGCUGCAGCAGCAGCAGCAGCAGCAGCAGCAGCAGCAGCAGCGCGAAAACGACCCCGACGCCCCCCAGCAGCAGCAGCAGCAGCAGCAGCAGCAGCAGCAGCAGCAGCAGCAGCAGCAGGAGGGGGCCCCCGGGGGGCCCCCCAUAGCUUCGCGGGUUUCUGUGUUUGUUUCGCACAUUGAAGCUGUUGAACUUGAGGGGCCCUUUUCAAAAGAGUCUCCUUUUUUGAAAAAGUUUUCUUUUUUGGAAAAGUUUUCUUUUUUGAAAAAGAAAACUUUUUCAAAAAAGUUUUCUUUUUUUGAAGUGUCUCCUUUUUUAAAAGUGUCUCCAAAAGUCCUCACUUUCGAGCCCGGAGACUCUGCAGCCACGAAGACUUUUGUUGUGCAGUCGCUGGCGAAGAAAACCCUCAACUACAGUCGAGACACCUCAAACCCUAGCGCUGGGGUGUACGUACAGCACCACCGGGUGUAUCUACAGCUCAAGUCUGCAGACCCUUUUUGGCAAAAAGAGACAGUUUUUUGGAGCAGCAAAAGUGUCUCCGUUCGCGUCCGCGAGCAGCAAACCCCCGACAUUUUGCUGCACCCGCAGCAGCAGCAGCAGCAGCAGCAGCAAACCCUCAAACGCGGAGACCAGGUUUUGUGGGGAGACAUUCCAGCAGCAGCAGCAGCAGAGACACUUUUGCUGCUGCCCUUUCAGCUGUCUGUACAGCCCGUCGAGGAGGUCACUGUCACGCUCCACUGUGGGGCCCUUCUCGAACCCCUCAGCAGCAGCAGCAGCAGCAGCAGCAGCAGCAGCAGCAGCGAAUCCAGCAGCAGCAGCAGCAGCAGCAGCAGCAGCAGCAGCAGCAGCAGCAGCAACAGUGUCAGUAUUACAGUGACCCCGCAGCAGUGGCGACAGGGAGGUGUUUUCCGUCUGUGGGCAAAGGACGACGGGGACACGUCUAGCGGCAGCAGCAUGGCUUCUUGCGAAGUGGAAACGAGCUCAGGAGACAGUCGGUUUGUGUCUCCUCCGAGGGUUUCGAAAGGAGACAAAAAUGCUACUGCUGCUGCUGCUGCUGCUGCUGCUGCUGCUGCUGCUGCUGCUGCUGCUGCUGAAAGAAUUGAAAUUUUAAUUCACAAACAAAAAUGCAAAGACAAUAAACACCAACCCCACUGCCCCUGUCUCCCCGGCCAAGAGUGUUCUUUGGCCCGCAACGGCCCUUGCCCCGCGGGCACUUACAGGCUGCCGGGGACUGCAGCUUGCAUGCAGUGCCCCGAAAACCACUUUUGUCCCCUCGGGGCCUUCAGCCCUUCCCCUUGUCCUUUUGGGGCUUUUGCGGGGCCCGGGGAGGCCACUUGUCACUGGGACCCGGAAGGGUUUGAGUGUUUUGGAGAAAACCCCCAAAAGUGUCCCCCCGGAGAAACCUCCCUUGAGGGCGAAGGCCGCUGCAGCCCAGCGCCCCCAGAGCCUGUCUCCGUCUUGGACUUGCAAAUCCGAGAAAACGUGGGCCCGCGGGCCGACGCGCUGUGCCCCGAGGGCCGCUACAACCAGGGCACUGGCUGCUUCCCCUAUGGGCCUUUGGGCUACUGCAGCAGCAGCAGCAGCAGCAGCAGCAGCAGCAGCAGCAAAUGUCUCGACUGCGGCCCCGGAGAAAUGUGUCCCCCCGGGGCCCCCGAGCCCCUCAAAAUCGAUCAAGGUGCCAAACCCUAA
Molecule: messenger RNA, 2465 nt
Organism: Eimeria necatrix
Lineage: Eukaryota; Apicomplexa; Conoidasida; Eucoccidiorida; Eimeriidae
Exons: 10
Cellular component (GO): nucleoplasm; nucleolus
Source: RefSeq, a predicted model, not a curated record